AUGGCGUCGACUUAUUCUCCGGUCGCCAACAUAUAUUCAAUCCAAACAAUUCUCGCAGUAUGUGCUGAAUGCGACUAUCAAAUGGAUCAGCUGGACGUCGGCACGGCUUUUCUCAACAGCGUAUUGACGGACAACGCUUUUAUGGAAACCCCGCUAGGUGUCAACAAUGAUCAAGGAUACAUAUGUCAACAAAACAAGGCUAUCUACGGACUGAAACAAUCAACACGUGCUUGGAACAAGAGGAUUCAUUGUGUCUUCGUGAGGCAUUGCUUUAAGAAUUGCGGGGCAGAUCCAUGUGUUUAUUUCAAGAGCACCAAUAAAGGGUUAGUCUACGUUGGACUAUAUGUGGAUGACAUGAUUAUCGCUGCAAGCACCAGCAAGGAAAUAAAUCAAGUCAAGGGCGUACUCAAGAAUGCAUUUAAGAUGAAAGAGUUGGGUAAGACAGAAUUUAUUUUGGGUAUGGAUCACGACAGGUCAGCUGGAACUUUGAUGAUCAAGCAGACUCGCUACAUCGGCGACGUGGUCAAGCGAUCCGGUAAACAAAAUGCUAAAAGCGUGGAUAACCCAUGGGCAUCAUUAUUGAAGCUGUUGCCAAAGCAGACACCAACAACGGAAGAGGAACGGUCGGGAAUGCAAUUUAAGCCUAAUCGCUUAUUAAUUGGAUACUUGCUGUACAUAACGGCAUGUACUGGACGGGAUAUUGCGUACGUGGUAACACAGCUAUGA
Messenger RNA from Plasmopara halstedii, 726 nucleotides. Its product is annotated as retrotransposon ty1-copia subclass. The transcript has a single exon. Bases 1 to 726 code for a protein of 241 amino acids. NCBI's taxonomy places the organism in Eukaryota, Oomycota, Peronosporomycetes, Peronosporales, Peronosporaceae. The record is from RefSeq and is a predicted model, not a curated record.